This is a messenger RNA of Aaosphaeria arxii CBS 175.79, 970 nucleotides long. Its product is annotated as vacuolar transporter chaperone-like protein 1. Gene Ontology annotation, cellular component: vacuolar transporter chaperone complex; fungal-type vacuole membrane. The coding region runs from base 248 to 631 and encodes 127 amino acids. The record is from RefSeq and is a predicted model, not a curated record. The transcript has 2 exons. NCBI's taxonomy places the organism in Eukaryota, Fungi, Ascomycota, Dothideomycetes, Pleosporales.
UGGAUGGAACGUGCUUGUUGCGUCUUUGGCUUUGGCGCUACAUACGAGGAAAAGAAGAGCUUGACCUCAUCAAUUUCGCAUGCCGUAGUCAAACCUGACUUCUUCAACAAUCCUUCAAAUUCUCCGACCCGAACUGCACAAAACCUUUCCGUGUCGAUUGCGACGCAGUACUCACCUACUCUCAGCUUCCAAACACCAGAUCCAUCCUUUGUUUUGACCUCGCGGGGUCCAUUGAUACUCGAUCGUCAUGUCGUCCCAGCCUCUUCUUCAGACCGCGCCUGGCAAGAGAAUUGCUCUUCCCACCCGCGUUGAACCCAAGGUCUUCUUCGCCAACGAGCGUACCUUCCUCUCAUGGCUCAACUUCACCGUUAUCCUCGGCGGCCUCGCAAUCGGUCUUCUCAACUUCGGUGAUAGGGUCGGCCAGAUCAGCGCUGGGCUGUUCACCCUCGUAGCUGUGUCGGCCAUGUUGUAUGCCCUUGUCACAUUCCAUUGGCGCGCGAAGAGCAUCCGCCAAAGGGGGCAGGGUGGUUUCGAUGACAGACUCGGCCCUACUCUUCUCACGAUUUUCUUGUUCGCCGCUGUCAUUGUCAACUUCAUCCUCAGGCUCACUGCUCCCGGAAAUGGAAAAUAAAUAAACCGACGAACCGAGUCAAGGACGACAGGAGAACAACGGGCAAAGAAGAGUUGGGUUGAACGGAAAGUACGGACGAGAGGACUACACAGAGAUCGCCAUGCGGGCCGGCAACGGCAUAUCGCGAUUUCAAUGGAGGCCAUAGUGCCAGGUUGCAGUAGACUGCGGUAUACGCAACGCGAGCCGCACGUGUUGUCAUAUUAUAUUGUUUUGGUUCCAAAGUAUGUUUAUCUGUAUUGCGUUGAUUUGUUUGAUUAGGUCUAAAAGGCUACAUUGUUUGAGCGCAUGGGUUUAUGAGUCGGAUUCAUUUAGCCUACUAGGUCAAGAAUCUAAAUGCAU